AUGGAGACCUUUAAUAAGGGUAGUUUGAUGAUGAUUAGCAGAGAUAGUAAUGUUAGCUUUUGGAGGGGCAAUUUGCUGAGUAAAGGACCUAUCCAGAAUUUGAUUCAAGGGCCUUUAACUCAAGGUGCAACUCACUUGGAAGUGAAGGAUGUCCUAACAGAUACAGCUUCACCUAGAAACCCAACCCGAGUAGUGAUAAAGAGCAUCAGAUGGGAGAAGCCAGCAGUGGGAUGGAAGCAAUUAAACACUGAUGGUUCGGUUUUUUGUAGCUUUGGACAAGCAGGUUGUGGUGGUGUUGUUAGAGAUGAAUAUGGGAAUUGGAUAGUAGAGCUGGAUGCUAAUGCAGUGGUUGAUGUCCUAAGGAACUCUAACUAUGAUAACAAUAUUAUAUCUCCUAUACUAGAUGAUUGCAGCCAGCUGGUGUUACGUUUCCAGCAAAUUCAGAUCAAGCAUUGUUAUCGGCAAGCUAACCGAUGUGCAAAUUUGUUGGCCAAAGUGGGAGUGGUGUAG
Quercus robur (English oak) is the source of this 510-nucleotide messenger RNA. RefSeq lists its product as uncharacterized. NCBI's taxonomy places the organism in Eukaryota, Viridiplantae, Streptophyta, Magnoliopsida, Fagales, Fagaceae. Bases 1 to 510 code for a protein of 169 amino acids. The record is from RefSeq and is a predicted model, not a curated record. The transcript is spliced from 3 exons. Gene Ontology annotation, molecular function: nucleic acid binding; RNA-DNA hybrid ribonuclease activity.